AUGGCAGUCGCCGCCGGGAGAGAGAUGGCGACGACAUUAAGUCCCGGUGUCGCAGGGCCCGGAGAACGACCAGUUGGUGAUGGUCAGUUUGCUCGAGGCGUUUGUACAAUUCGGUCAGGUCAUAACUUUUCGAAUGCCGGAACGGCAUGGCAGACGGACGUCGCCUGUGUCCGUGACGUCACGGUCAGCGGAUGGUCAACGAUGGUCGAUGACUGGUCACACAACUCGGACGGUUGUCGACGUCAAGAAUGA
Messenger RNA from Soboliphyme baturini, 252 nucleotides. NCBI's taxonomy places the organism in Eukaryota, Metazoa, Nematoda, Enoplea, Dioctophymatida, Soboliphymatidae. The record is from the annotation of a GenBank genome assembly.